UUAUUUUUUGCCUAAGUCUGUAAAAUUUAUCAAAGCUAAUUGCAGAGAUCAGAGAAAGAGAGAGACAGAAGAUCGUUUGAUUUGUGAAAAAUGUGGGGGAAGCUAAACCAAUCUAUGCUUGGGGGUAACGAAGAGGGUGAACAGGGUUUCUUGGAUGAAGAAUCUGAAGGCUUGUGUUCUUCUCUAUCUGCUACUCAGAGAAUGUAUGCGUUUGGAGGUUGUUUGUUGGCUGGGAUGGUCUGUAUGUUCUUGUCGAUGAUUGUAUUUGCCAAACCCAUCAAAUUUGCCAUUUUGUUCACCUUUGGCAAUUUGUUGGCGGUUGGAAGCACAGCUUUCCUCUUUGGCCCUGCCCAACAAAUACGAAUGAUGUUUGACACAGUCCGAAUUUAUGCAACAGCUAUUUACCUUGGAUGUGUUGUUUUAGCACUCGUCUGUGCUCUCUUGAUUCAAAGCAAAGUUUUGACACUAAUUGCAAUGAUAUGUGAGAUUUGUGCCCUUAUUUGGUACAGUCUGAGUUAUAUUCCUUUUGCUCGAAGAAUGGUUUCAGAAUUGAUGAUUCGUUUAUGCGACACCGAGCUUUAGCUGUUGCAAUU
This is a messenger RNA of Rosa chinensis, 593 nucleotides long. RefSeq names its product vesicle transport protein SFT2B. Gene Ontology annotation, biological process: vesicle-mediated transport. The transcript has 6 exons. Gene Ontology annotation, cellular component: membrane. The coding region runs from base 91 to 582 and encodes 163 amino acids. Lineage: Eukaryota; Viridiplantae; Streptophyta; Magnoliopsida; Rosales; Rosaceae. The record is from RefSeq and is a predicted model, not a curated record.